AUGUCGAGCAACAGUGUAAAAAUUCCCGCUUUACCAUGCAAGCUGUUUGGCUCAGGCCAUUACACUGUUUGGAGGGCCCUCACUUGUCGCAUGUUGAAAGUUCACGAUUUGUGGAAUCUAGUCAAUGAUAUGAGUAAGAGUCCUGUAUUCACCACAACCACUACUACGGUUACAGUGGCACCACCUGCAGUACAACCAGCAGAAGGUGCAGCAGCAGCAACACCAGUAGAAGAGGACGAAGAAGAAUCCACAGACAACGCCUAA
This is a messenger RNA of Morchella sextelata, 264 nucleotides long. RefSeq lists its product as uncharacterized. The transcript has a single exon. NCBI's taxonomy places the organism in Eukaryota, Fungi, Ascomycota, Pezizomycetes, Pezizales, Morchellaceae. Bases 1 to 264 code for a protein of 87 amino acids. The record is from RefSeq and is a predicted model, not a curated record.